Wallemia mellicola CBS 633.66 is the source of this 2559-nucleotide messenger RNA. RefSeq lists its product as hypothetical. The transcript has 6 exons. NCBI's taxonomy places the organism in Eukaryota, Fungi, Basidiomycota, Wallemiomycetes, Wallemiales, Wallemiaceae. The record is from RefSeq and is a predicted model, not a curated record. The coding region runs from base 1255 to 2448 and encodes 397 amino acids.
GUCAUCUUCAUCUUAUCAAUAUAAUUACUAUAUUGGUUGUCUGUUUAUUAUCGUUGUUGCCGUCCUCUGGGUCUUUAGCUAUGAGAUUACGGAUAUCAUGUUUACGAGCGGGUACAAGAAGCCAUUCUUGCUCACUUAUAUCACUUCUGCCGCUUUUACGCCAUAUUUGAUACCACACUUGUUCGGAUAUAGAGAAAUAGACAGUAAAAAGCUAUCAUUUAAUCAGACUUUUAUUAUGUCUGCGAAAUUUACUUUCUGGUGGUUGUUAGCAAACUUCGCCGUCAACGCCAGCUUAGAAUAUACAAGCGUUGCUAGUUCGACAAUUCUUAGCUCUACCUCCGGACUCUGGACAUUCCUGAUAGCCUGCUUAUUGCGGAUAGAAAGGUUCUCAUUCACUAAAUUACUGGCCGUAUUUGCGAGUAUCUUUGGUUCUAUACUGGUAGCUGUGUCUGAUGCAAGUUCUGUUAAAGCUUCGUCAAACCUAUCAAUCAUUGGCGAUCUACUGGCUUUGCUUUCCGCACUCAGUUUCAGUAUAUACAUCCUCCUACUCAAAGCUUCUGUAGGAGACGAGUCACAUAUUGACUUCCCACUAUUUUUGGGAUUCAUUGGAGCCAUAAACACAGUUUUUUGCUGGCCAUUAUUGGUUUUACUGCACUGGACUGGCAUUGAAACAUUUGAAAUACCGAACAGGUCAUCUGUUGUCCUAAUUCUCCUAUUGAACAUGUUUGUAACAUUCUCGUCGGACUACUUAUAUCUUCAAGCGAUGUUGAAGACUACUCCACUUGUCGCGACAGUAGGAAUUAGUCUCACAUUACCAUUUUCCAUUCUUGGAGAUUACAUUCUCAACCAGCUCACAUUGACAAUCAAAGGAAUGCUAGGUUCUAUGUUCGUGCUCGCUUCAUUCAUAGCAUUGGGGUAUGAAGAGGAUGACGAGAAUGCAAACAAAGAAAUCGACGAAAGGGUAGCGGAAUCAGCCGGUCUAAUCGACGAAACCACUAACAGCGAUAUAACAGCUGUUUAGCCAGUCACCUAUUUGUUAAGUUGUUGUAUUUUUAGUAACAAUGUGAAGACAUUCCUUAUCUAAAAAAUGAGAUCAUAGCAUUCUUUCCUCAUAUUUCUUCAUACUCAUACCACCAAGACCCAAGAAUAGAUCGUGGACGAAAAACGGAAUGUGCUCAACAAUAUAAAGUCUCCAGUUGCUGGCUUCUCUUACUCCAUCAACAACUAAUCAACUCUUCUUCUCUUCACUUAGCCAUGCGUUUCUCAAUUGCAACAGUAGCAGCAGUCGCAACCAUCUUCGUUGGCACACAAGCAGCACCACAACAUGGUCACGCUGGCUUAGAACACGGCCACCACUUUGGUCACGACGAGCAUGGUCCAAGAGGAUUAGAGGGUGACUUUGAUCACAAGCAUUUACAAGGACAUGGUCACGGACAUCACGAUAAACGCAAAGACACAGGAAAAUUUGCAAAGAUGUUAGGUUUACCAGCUGAAGAUGGUCUCAAUGCUGGUGGCAGAGGUGGAUCAGGAAGAGGUGGCUCAGGUAGAGGUGGUCGUGGUUCAUACCACAAGCGUGGAGAUUUCCACCACGAACACCACGAUCAAUUCCACGGACAUGAAUAUAAGAGAUUUGAAGGUGGUCAUCACGAACAUGGCCACGGUCACCACGGACACGGACAUGAUGUAAGAUCUGGUGAUGGCAGCGGCUUCCGCAAGCGUCAAGAUGGCGGAGAAGAUAAGAAACAUGAAGUAGUCGGAAACAAGAAGGAAGACGAGGAUCGCCAACACGAAGUAAGAGGCUUCGAACAUGGCCACGGUCACCACGAACAUGGUCACGGUCCAAGAGGUUUCGAAGGAGGACAUCAUGGCCACCAUGAACAUGGCCACGGUCCAAGAGGCUUAGAGCAUGGCCACGGCCACGGCCACCACGAACAUGGUCAUGGUCCAAGAGGCUUCGAGGGUGAGCACCAUGGUCACCACGAACACGGUCACCACCACAAAAGACAAGAGGUUGGCUUCGAAGGCCACGGUCACGGUCACCACGAUCACCAUGGCCACCACAAGCGUCAAGAAGAUGAGGAAAAGAAACACGCAGUUGUUGGUAAGAAGAAGGAAGACGAGGAUCGCCAACACGAAGUAAGAGGCUUCGAACAUGGACACGGCCACCACGAGCAUGGCCACGGCCCAAGGGGUUUUGAAGGAGGACACCAUGGCCAUCACGAGCAUGAACACCACCACAAGAGACAAGAAGGUGGCUUUGAAGGACAUGGUCACGGUCAUGGACAUGGUCAUGGACACCCACACAAGCGCGACAAGAUGUCUCAACACGAAUUCGAACGUCGCAUCCCACACGACAAACACGGCCAUCACUCAGGUGCUAUGGGUGUCAUCACUUCUCCACUAGUAUUGGUCGGCUCUGCACUCGUCGCUCUCUUCAAUUUCAACUAAAUGUUUGCAUGGAAUCUUAACUGAAAUUGUGGAACGGCUCUAAUAUACUUAUUUAUUCUUUUCUCUAAUGUUGAACUCUUUGUACAUAUCUCUUUCAAAUGAACAUUUUAA